ACUUCUGAAUCAGCCGUGUGCUUCCUGACGUCACCUCCCGGCUGCAGAGGACGGCCUGCCGACGUGGCGGGCGGAAGAGGAGCAGCUGAGAAGCUGUCACCGAUCGGUUCAGAAUGUCCCAAGCCGUUCCCGAUGACACCCCGGUCCACCCCUCCGACCCCGACCCUGCCCUCCGCGACGAGGCACCCGGCAUCGAACCCACUGGACCCGAGGAGCGCGCCGACACGGACCCGCCGGCCUCCGUGACCACAACGCCCCGGUCCCCGGCGGCCCCUGAGGGCCCUGAGGUCCCUGAGGGCGCCCGGGCGCACGCCGCCGGGGCCGGCGGCUCAGGGUCCGGUCCGGCUGAACCGCACCCGUCGGAGCGGGACACCGGGGGGCCGCCGGUGGUGUGUGACCAGCCGGUGAGCCUGGAGCCAGACACCAGCGCCGCGCCGGAGACGGACGUGGAGAUCUCUCCUCAGGAUAAAGAGACAGGAUGGGGGGGCUGGGGGUCAUGGGGGAAGUCUCUACUGACCAGUGCCAGCUCCUCUGUGGGUCAGAGUCUGAGUUCGGUCAAGGAGAAGGCCGGAGGAGCUCUGCGCCUCCAUAGGACCUCUGUGGGGGAGGAGGUGCAGGAGGAGGGGAGGAGCGAGGGAGGAGGUGAAGAAGGGCAGGCUGAGGCCAGCGAGAGUCCCCCCCCCUCUGCUGCUGUAGCAAGCAGAGGAGUCUUCUCCACUCUCACACACGCCGUGCAGAACACUGGUAAGACAGUGCUGAGCGGGGGUCUGGAUGCCUUGGAGUUUAUUGGAAAGAAGACGAUGACAGUUCUGGCCGAGAGCGACCCAGGAUUCAAGAAGACCAAAACUCUGAUGCAGAAAACGGUCUCUCUCAGCCAGAUGCUAAAGGAAGCCAAGGAGAAGGAGCGGGCCCGCCUGGGCUGCCAUCCAAUCAACGAGCCAACAGCCCACUACGGCAUCCUGUUUGACGACUUCCAGGGCCUCUCACACUUGGAGGCCCUUGAGAUCCUAUCUAAUGAGAGCGAAGCAAAGGUCCAAGCCUUCCUCUCUUCCCUGGAGGAAGUGGAGCUGGAGGUGCUGAAGAAGGAGCUAAUCGCCAUCAAGGACAUCUUCAUCAAACAGUAUGAAGAGGAGGAGGAGGGGGGGGGAGAGGAGGAGGAGGAGACCGAACAGGGAGACCGAGAGAAGUCCACGGAGGGAGCAGGAGAGGGGCAGAUGAAGGAUAACGGUGAACUUAGUUCCCAAAUACACUGUUCUCUCCCCCUGUCUGCGGACGGAGAGGAGUUUGUGAGUGUGCUCACCGAGCUGCUCUUUGACCUCCACGUUGCUGCCACACCAGACAAACUGAACAAGGCUAGGAUGAGGGCCCACGACUGGGUGAGGAAGGUGGAGGAGCCUGUCGCCACCGUUUGCUCAGAAACAGAGGGGCAGCCUGGAGGAGAGGCCACCACUGGAGGUAGGGCGGAGGAGAUGGAGGAAGGAGAGGUGGAGGAGGCAGCAGAUGGUGCGGAAAGGAAGGAGGCGACGAGCGGCGAUGCGGAGGGGACAGAAGAUGACUUCAGAUCCGUUGAGGCCGUGUACAUGUCGUCUAUAAGCAGCCUGGCAGAGGUCACCGCCCGCAGUAUCGAGCAGCUCCACAAGGUGGCAGAGCUGAUCCUCCACGGCCAGGACCUGGAGAAGCCAGCCAGGGAGCAGGCGCAGGUCCUCACAAGGUUGACCACCGCUAUGUCUAAUGAGGUCGGCUGUUUGGCCAAGAGGUUCUCUGACACACUGCUGACUGUCGGGGGCCAGAGGAAGGCGGAGGAGGUGAAUCCAUUACUAGGCAGCGUGCUGCUGGAGGGCUCCAACAGCACCACCUACAUCCAGAAUGCACUGCAGCUGCUGCUGCCGGUCCUGCAGGUCUCCCACAUCCAGACCCAGCAGUCCAGACCAGGCCCAGAGCUGCCCGCACAGACAGGCCACUAACACUGAUGCAACCCUGUCUCUCACUAACACACACACACACACACACACACACACACACACACACACACACACACACACACACACACACACACACACACACACACACACAGACACAGACACAGACACACACACACACACCUACACACCUACACACCUACACACCUACACACAUGCACACACACACACACACACACACACACACACACACACAUACACACACACACACACACACACACACACACACACACACACACACAUACACACACACACACACACACACACACACACACACAGACACACAGACACAGACACACACCUACACACCUACACACACACACAUGCACACUCAUACAAAACACUACCCCAAUACAAUGCUUCCCACUGCAGUAUGGUUUGUCUAAAUGUAACUUUUGUGUAAAAUAAGGAAUAAGGAGUAGAUUAUUAUAAUGUAUUUAAAGUGAAGCCUGAAUUCAUAUGGAUUUCUUUCAAUGGUCUUUUACCUUGACGGUCCAAACCGGAUCACAUGCAGACCUUUUACAUUUCAUCUGCUUGAAGAAUAGGAGAAGGGAUUGAUAGGAUAGGUAAUGGUAAUUUCAUCUACUUGAGAGUUUAAGGAUAUAGGAUAGAAAGGAUAGGAAACAGUCAUUUCAUCUGCUUGACAGUAUAAGGAUAUAAAGGAUAGGUAAUAAUCAUUUCAUCUACUUGACAGUAUAAGGCUAUAAAGGAUAGGUAAUAAUAAUUUAAUCUGCUUGAGAGUAUAAGGAUAUAGGAUAAUUUGCAGUAAUUUCAUCUGCUUAAGAGUAUAAGGGUAAAGGAUUAUAAGGAUGAGUAAUUGCAAGAAGUAGAGUUCUGAAUAGAUUUAGAUUUUUCUUUGUAUUUAUUUAAAGACUCUUUGUCCCAAAAAGUUAUUUGUGAUUUUGUUUGACAACUGUACAGACGCUGUACAGUUGUAAAGAGGCCCUGCCAUUGAAAAGUUUCAGGAGAAUUGAACAAAACACUAAGUAGUAUACGUUAUAAAGUACGUUUAUGACUGUUUUGUUUUGGUGUGUGUGUGUGUGUGUGUGUGUGUGUGUCGGUCAUUUGACUCAAUGUGAUUCCAUUAAUACUAUAUAAUUAACAAGGUUUUGUUCAGGCUGUACAUGGGUCUUCCCAUUGUGUUAAGGAUGCCAGUAAAUGGGUCUCUAGUGAUGUAUUGCAGUGCUGCUACUAUGCUAAACCAAAGGAGAAUCAAUUAUUCCAAUGCUAAAUUAGUUCUGGAAUCCAUUCAGCCUCGUCACUUAAUCGAAACAUGAUCUCGACGCUCCCCCAGCCGUGAACAAUAAAUUACACUUUUGCCAUUAAAGUAGGAAUUACAUAUGAAGUUACAAUGACAAAUUAACUUGGGUAUGGACACUAUUUCUCUGGUGUAAUGUUUAUUGUAAUCCUGUAAUGAAGUGCCCUUAGACUGAGAAUGUGUAAACCCAAAUAUAUUGCAUAAAUAAUCAA
Messenger RNA from Gadus macrocephalus (Pacific cod), 3449 nucleotides. It is a transcript of the gene fam114a1, whose product is annotated as family with sequence similarity 114 member A1. The record is from RefSeq and is a predicted model, not a curated record. Lineage: Eukaryota; Metazoa; Chordata; Actinopteri; Gadiformes; Gadidae. The transcript is spliced from 14 exons. Bases 114 to 1964 code for a protein of 616 amino acids.